Messenger RNA from Pungitius pungitius (ninespine stickleback), 927 nucleotides. RefSeq names its product protein FAM167A. The transcript has 2 exons. NCBI's taxonomy places the organism in Eukaryota, Metazoa, Chordata, Actinopteri, Perciformes, Gasterosteidae. The record is from RefSeq and is a predicted model, not a curated record. The coding region runs from base 269 to 616 and encodes 115 amino acids.
GGGUUACCAAAGGGAGGCGGAGGAGGAGAUGGGGCACAUGCAGUCGCAGGGCAGUUUUCUCCAUAGUAACAAUGACAAAACAAGCCAGUUCAACAGCAGGCAGGCAAAAGGGAUGAUUGCAGCUGCUCAAUAGAAGCUUGUGCUGCAGAGUCCGGCUCACAUAAGGAGAGGAGGAAGACGAUCGGAAGAGGUGGACGUCUAGUGGAGUGCAGCAUUUCUCACAGUUUAAGAGAACGAGCUGGGAGGCCCACAAACUUCCCCUCCCAGCAUGGACCGAGACAGUCACAGCGAGGACACUUUGUCCACCAUGGUUCUGGAGAACAUUAAGAACAAAUUGAUUCAUGCCUUCAGGGCGACCGGGGAGUCCCGAGGAAACCCUGAAGACUCUGGCGCCGCUGUCAGACCGGUCAGCAUGAGCAGGAGUCACCAAGCCAAUGAAGAGCUGCGGAGGGCGCAGAUCGACGGAGCGAUAACCUGGCUGAGGUCCGAACUGCUGGAGAUGCGCUCACAGGACCUCCAGCUGGCUCAGACACUACUGGGGCUCAACUCGGAGAUCCAAAGACUGCGGAGGGAGAGUUUCGGAGGUGUGGAAGCAGAGGGGGAUGAUCAGCAGUAACUGGCCCAGGCAGUGAGCCCGAGACUUUAGAGAGGUGGAGAAAUGCCACGGAGCCCAUGGCACGCACGGAAAUGACUGUAACCCAACAGCACCGAUCAAAUGCAUUCUCCCCUAAAAGAGUAGAAGCAAAAAGUUCCGUUCUGUGAUGCUGGCGUUGUUAAUUUGAGAUGUUUUGCACUUAUGGAGAGUUGUACUAAAGAAACCUUUUGGUAAGUGUUGCAGCAAAUGAGGCAUUAUGAAUGUAAAAAACAAAAAACAUUGAUGUUGACUUUUUUUUGUAAUUUGACAAGAAAAUAAAAUUUGCACCGUGA